CCACAGGACACAUACGCAGCAAGAACAUAACGCCGAUUUGUCUAAAUCCGCUCUGCAACUUCAAGCGUUCUGCGCGAGAGGCUAGAACAAACUUUCUGGCAUUAUGCCUUUUGCGCGAACCGAUUUUGCACGUAUGCUUCUGGACCUGAACCUGAAGCUACCUCUGCCCCUGUGUCAGGGAGCCGGCCCUUGAAGGAAUCGACAAGCUGACUAGUCAGAACUGCAGGCAGGAGCCUUGAACUUUCUUCUCUUAGGGUUGCUCUUGUAUUACUUGCGCUCGCGGAUUUAGUGGAAUGCCGACGCUGAACCCGUCAGCGGCCGAAUUCAACCCAACGAAGUGGGCUUCGGCGGCCAAGUCCGGCCAACAGCACAACCAACAGCAACAUACGCAUCACAAGAAUGCUGGCGCCAGCGCGCCUGCCUCGGCCCACCCGGUAGCUUCCGGCCAUGGGCCUGCGAAGCCACCUCAGGAGGCCGACUUUCCCGCUUUGGGAGGCGCAGCUGCAAACGUCGCUGCAGCGGGCGGCAACCAGGCGCCGGGAGCCAAGUCUUGGAAGAACGUGGCCGGGCCCGCCCAGACGGCCGCUGCGCCGGUAGCUGCAGCGCCCGCACAGGCGCCGAGGCCUGCAUCAGCUGCACCUGCUGCCCCGCCGGCGAACGCUUGGCCGCUCCUUGGCGAGGCUGGCCGGGCUAAUGGCCACCACCCGCCGCCCCCUGCCGGGCACCCGCAGCAACAGCAGACGGCGCCUGCCCGCGCACCGCUGAUGGUGCCGCAGGGCCGCUUCCCGGGCGCCGGCGCACCGCCGCCGCCGCAGCCCAACGGCGCCCGCGGCGCCAAGCAGCAGCCGCAGCACGCGCCGCCGCCGCCGCCCCCUCCGGCGGGCCAGGCGGGGGCAGGCACUGCCGGUGCGCCGCCGACGCAGCACCAGCAGCAAGGUGGCCGCAAGGCCCAGCAGCAGCAGCAGCAACAGCAGCAGCAACAACACCAGCAAAACGGUCGCAGUUCACUGAAGCCCGCAUUCGACGGCUUGGCUCAGCAGGCCGCUGUCAAUGCCCUGACCGGCUCCGGCGGCGCCCGCGGCGGGGCCUCCGCGGGCACUGCCGCCGCGCCGCACACGACGCCGGGCGCCGCGGGGCCCACGCCCUUCGGCACCACCGCAGCGCAGGCCCCGCCCGCGGGCUUCCACGUCAACCCCACGUCCGCAGCCGCGGCGGCGGCGGCGGCGGCAGCCGCCAGCACCACGACGCCGACCGGCAAGGCCCCGGGCGCCAAGCCCACCCGCAAGGCCUCGCCGCUGACGGCGGCGCUGAACAACGCCGGCAGCGGUGGCGGCGGCGGCGGCGGUAGCAGUGCCGAGAACUCCAACCACAACAGCCCCCGCCGCGGCCCCGGCGGCGCCGCCAACGGCCACGGCCACGGCCCCAAGCCGAGCCACCCGCCAAGCAGCUCCGCCACUCCCAUCCCCGCGCGCGGCGGCCGCAUGGCGCCGCUCGUCCCGCCCUCGCCUGGCGGCGGCGGCGGCGGCGGCGGCGGCGGCGGCGGCGGCGCCCACACGCUGUCGCCGGGCUCCGGCUCCGCCGCCUCCUCCUCCGCCGCCAUCACGCCCUCGAUGCCCAUCGCCAUCCGCAGCCGCGGCAGCCGCCAGCAGCUCACGAUGGUCGAGGUGAUGGAGGCGGAGGAGGACGAGGAGCGCAGCCGCCGCAUCCAGCAGCGCCGAGACGGCAAGGCCGCCGCCGAGGCGGCGGCGGCGGUGGCGGCGGCGGCGCCGCCGGGCGCCGCCAAGGGCGGCGCGGCAGCGCCGCCGGCGGCCCCGGCGGGCGCGGCCGGCGCCGCGGCUGGUGCUGGUGGCGGCAAGGGCGUGGGUGCGGGUCCGGGCGGCCGGGCUCUGCAGGCGGGGCCGCAUGAGGAGAGCAUGACGUUCGAGGAGCAGUUCGACACGCAUAGCCAGGCCAGCCGGACAAGCUCGAUCGCCAGCCGCCCCUCCGAGGCGCUCAGCUACAACAUCAGCGGCGACCAGCCCGACGGCGCCGCAAUAGCAGCAGCCGCCGCCGCCGCCGCCGCCGCCCUGGAACUCAACGGCGGCUCGCCGUCCGCCUCCGACGGCGGCGCCGCCGCCGCCGCCGCCGGCCGCCUCGAUGAGGCAAUGGUGGAGGCGGCGUCGGACCACGCCGGCGGCGGCGACGGCGCGUCUGGCGAUCUGCUGUUGCGGGAGGCGCAGUUGGAGAUGGAGGUAGACGGCCCAGUGAGCUGCCCGCAGCUGCACGGCACGGAGGAGGCGGCCAAGCGCGCGGAGGCGGUGGCGGCGGCGGCGCACAUCGAGCCGUUCGUGCCGCCGGGCAAGACGCCUACCAAGCUGUACCUGGUCCUGGACUUCCUCAAUGGCGGACACCUCUUCUUCAACCUGUACCGGCAGGGCGUGUUCAGCGAGGACGUGGCGCGGCUGUACACGGCGGAGAUCGUGCUGGCCAUCUCCUACCUGCACUCGCGCGGCAUCGUGCACCGCGACCUCAAGCCUGAGAACGUGCUGCUGGACAACGAGGGCCACGUGCGGCUGACGGACUUUGGUCUGGCCAAGGGCAACAUGGGCUGCGAGCAGAGCCGCACCAACAGCUUCAUCGGCACCAUGGAGUACAUGGCGCCCGAGAUCAUCGAGGCCAAGGGGCACGGCAAGGCGGUGGACUGGUGGAGCACGGGCAUCCUCAUGUACGAGAUGUUGUGUGGCGUGCCGCCCUUCCGCGCCAAGAGCCGCCAGGCGCUGCAGCAGCAGAUCGCCACAGGCAAAGUCAAGUACCCCAAGUUCCUGUCCACCGACUCCCAGUCGCUGCUCAAGGGGUUGCUCAUCCGCGACCCCAACAAGCGCCUGGGGGCGGGCGCGGACGGCUCUGCAGCCGUAAAGCGCCACGCCUUCUUCAAGUCCAUCAACUGGGCCAAACUGGAGGCGCGGCAGAUCGAGUCCAAGUUCAAACCCACCGUCACAUGCAACAUGGACAUCGGCAACUUCGACAAGAUCUGGACCGACCAACCGGCGGUGGACUCGCCGUGUGGCACGCCCACCGUGGCCUCGCUGGGCAGGUUUGACGGCUUCACCUACGUGGCUCCCUGCUUCUUGGGCACGGAGCAGGGCGCAGCAGCCAUGGCAGGCGUGGCGGCGACAGCGCAGGCGGCCGUAGAUGCGGUGGCAGCGGCGGCCGCCGCCAUAGCGGCGGCGGGCGGGGCGGCGGGCGGGGCGGCGGCGCCGCCGCCGCCGCCUGCGGUGGAAGGGGCGGCGGCGGUUGCGGUUGGCGCGGCCGGGCAUUGAGGGAGUGGAGGAAAGGCUUGGGUUCGGGGUAGCUGGCUGGGGGUGAUGGGUGUGGGGUUUGCGGCUGUGGCUGGGUUCUCACCCGGGGCGGCUCAAUGCAGCAGCCGGGCAGAGCACAAUGGUGUCAGCUGUUGGUGCCUGUGUGGUGAGUGCGCAACAUGCGUCUGUGUAAGGCAGCGAGCCGCGUCAAUAAGUUAUUAGCGGUGCGGGUGUUGGUGUGCAAGUGUCUGCUGGAGCGGCGUCGUGCGUGCCUUCGUGGAGUGUUGGAGUGCUUGUGCAUUCAACGCGGUUUGCAUUCGCUAUCAUAGAGUGUGAGCGUGUACGGUGCGUGUCCUGACCCGGCCAUGGAAAUGGUGAUACCGUAGCCCUGCAAGCUGCGAUUGAAGGGAGUUGCAAACGGCCGUUGACGGCGCCUGCCACAUCGUGUGGGGUGGGCGAGAACAGCGGUAGCGCGAGCAAGUGCGGUCCUGUCUGUCGGCAGGAGCGGACGGCCAAGGGCAUUCAGGAUCGGCAGGGGGAUGAAGAUGCUAUGGCGCGCCGUCGGCGGCAGUGCUGCGCAAUUUCGCGCCCGGUUUGAUCGCCGAGUAGGAGAGAAGAGAAGAGAACUAUAGUGAUAGAUUGCUUGCUGGCAUGCGGAAGGGCAUUGUGGCGAACAGGGAAUGCAAAUGGACUUAUGGAGGAGCGUGGCGGCGCUCACCGUCCGUCGCGUUUCUCCGCACUCAGAUGAGAGCGUGCUCAAGGCUGGAGCACGGCUGAGCAUUACUAUGUGGCUGAGCCUGGCAAAGUCGUUUGAUAAAAGCUACUUCGGUGGAGACUGUGGAGUUGAGCAACGUUCCGCCCACAGCCGUGUGCGAUGCGGCCUCACGGGACUGGGCGGUUAGGCCACGGCUUCAAGGCAGCUAGAAAGGAGAGACAUCACUGCUGCUGCGGCGCAGUAGGCUGCAUGGGGGCAUCUGUAGUUAUGUAGGGCGCUGGUCUGGCCGUCUGGGAGGCAGCCAGGUAGACAUGGCAACACCUUGAGGCUGGGGCAUUGCGGAGCGCGUGAGGGCCGUGGGCGUGGUCUUUUGCAGCAAGGGGAUGGAGGAGCAGUGGAGGCAGUGGGUGAUGGCAGAGGAAGUUGCUCACUCGUGAACCGCGAAGCGGGAACAAGAGCGUGUGUGUGUGUGUGGUGCGCACAAGGGGCACCCAGCGCCUCAAUGUCAAUCGGGGGAGCUGUGUGUGUACGUGUUUGUUGGGUGGAAAGGCACAGAGGGCGGAGGCGCGGCGUGGGACUGGCUGCGGGCUGGCGUGGACUGCCGUGUGGCUCUGGCCGUGGCCUUCCUCGUGUCAUCCACAUGUGCUGUGCUGGUAUGCACUCCGCUACCGGAGUGUAAUUUGAACGCGAAUGCGAACG
Chlamydomonas reinhardtii is the source of this 4692-nucleotide messenger RNA. RefSeq lists its product as uncharacterized. The transcript is spliced from 8 exons. The record is from RefSeq and is a predicted model, not a curated record. Lineage: Eukaryota; Viridiplantae; Chlorophyta; Chlorophyceae; Chlamydomonadales; Chlamydomonadaceae. Gene Ontology annotation, biological process: protein phosphorylation. Gene Ontology annotation, molecular function: ATP binding; protein serine/threonine kinase activity. Bases 294 to 3299 code for a protein of 1001 amino acids.